Molecule: messenger RNA, 609 nt
Organism: Babesia bigemina
Lineage: Eukaryota; Apicomplexa; Aconoidasida; Piroplasmida; Babesiidae
Exons: 1
Coding region: 1-609 (202 amino acids)
Source: RefSeq, a predicted model, not a curated record
AUGGGCGAUCGCAGACCUAGACACCGUCAUAAGGACGCAAAGGUCGAACUAGACACGCUAACCAGGCAGAUACUGCACGAGAUAACAGAUGUAUUUGCACUGAACUGCAUCAAGCCCUGGCAAGCCGACGAAGCACAAGCUCACUCUAUAGGAACCAUCAAAGCACAGGAUUUCGUAAACGUGGCGAGGCAGUUGGGAUGCGUAUUCACCGCAGCGGAGGAUAGAGCGAUCAGACGCCAGUUGGCAAAACAUAAAAUAGAGUACAUCAACGUCGACCAAUUCGUGCAACUCAUCAACAACAAAAUCGUACAGGAUCACGUUGACAUCCAACACGAACCGGCAACCACACCUAAUCAGCUUAUUGUGCCGAAGCUGGAGGAGCUAUACGACGUGCUAGAUUGGCAAAAACAGGACAAACUCACCACCUCUGAUCUGAAACACUUUCUUGCUGCGCCAAACAACGGAGAGUUCGACCAAAAGGUGCUUGAAGUGUUACUCAAACACGAAAAUAUCAAGUUCAAACGCAAUAUCAACAAAGAGGAGUUCGUUAAACUAUUCAAACCGGUAGAAGACACCUCAUACUUGUCGCUCAAAAUAGUGCACAAAUGA